Messenger RNA from Phragmites australis (common reed), 1139 nucleotides. Its product is annotated as probable phospholipid hydroperoxide glutathione peroxidase. Gene Ontology annotation, cellular component: cytosol. The record is from RefSeq and is a predicted model, not a curated record. Gene Ontology annotation, biological process: response to oxidative stress. The coding region runs from base 181 to 687 and encodes 168 amino acids. NCBI's taxonomy places the organism in Eukaryota, Viridiplantae, Streptophyta, Magnoliopsida, Poales, Poaceae. The transcript has 7 exons. Gene Ontology annotation, molecular function: glutathione peroxidase activity.
CCAGUGUAGCAUUAUCUGCUAUCGUAAUAUUUGUGAUUCAGGAAUAGCCCAUUUAAGUAUCAUCCUUUGUUCUUUCUGUGGUUGGCAUUAGCAUUUAUGGAGAAUAUCUGAACAGCAAAAAAGGGUGUUUUAUUAAAGUGCCUUGUCCAAGAAAACAUUUCAACAUUGCUUAAAGCAAAGAUGGGUGCAGCGGAGUCAUCUUCCAAGCUUGCUGGCUCCAUCCAUGACUUUGUCGUCAAGGAUGCAAGGGGAAAUGAUGUGGAGCUCAGCAGAUACAAAGGGAAGGUUGUGCUUAUCGUGAAUGUGGCAUCUCGUCGUGGUCUGACGAAUUCCAACUACACUGAGCUGGGAUUGCUCCAUGAGAAAUAUGGGGACAAAGGGUUGGAGAUACUGGCGUUUCCAUGCACCAAUUUGGUGGACAAGAGCCAGGUAGCAAUGAGCAGAUUGCGGAGUCUGCUUGCACCCGCUUCAAAGCAAGAUACCCUAUUUUUGGCAAGGUUGAAUGGCAAUGCUGCUCCGUUGUACAAGUUCCUGAAGUCACAGAAAGGUGGUCUCUUUGGAGAGCGCAUCAAAUGGAACUUCACCAAGUUUUUAGUUGGCAAAGAUGGGCACGUCGUGAGCAGAUAUGCAUCAACAAGCUCUCCAUUGAGCAUUGAGAAUAACAUUCAGAAACUUUUAGAGGCCUAGAGCUCGCUGCGGAAGAUCGUCAUCCGCUUGUUAUAUGUUGCCUUCUCCUUUUUCGCUAUUGGGUAUCCAUCUGUAUGCGUACUGUUAUGACUUACGAGUGUUUCUUGCCACGCUGUAUGUUACCAACUGUUACAGUGUUCUCCACAUGUUGAGAAAAAAAUAGUACAAUAUAUGCAUAAUUGGGAAUGACAUAUCUUUCAUAGGAAGAAGAUAGUCGGAUUCGAAUAACAUAACAUUGAACACUGCCUAGUGAAUCUAUAAGAAUUUACUAAAAAAACUGAAUACGCUAUUUCAAAGUAUGGUUUUGAUAUUCUUCUCCAAACAGAAAAUUCUUGAGAGCUGGAAUUGUCGACAAAUGAGCUAGCCUCUAGAUGAGUUGAUAUCAAUGCUGGAACUUCGCGUGUCAAAUAUCCCAGAGCUAGGCCACCCUCCUGUCACAGAUGGCGGCGUUA